Tribolium castaneum (red flour beetle) is the source of this 2438-nucleotide messenger RNA. RefSeq names its product Selenophosphate synthetase 1 (gene Sps1). The transcript is spliced from 3 exons. Bases 785 to 2008 code for a protein of 407 amino acids. Gene Ontology annotation, cellular component: cytoplasm. Gene Ontology annotation, biological process: L-selenocysteine biosynthetic process. The record is from RefSeq and is a predicted model, not a curated record. Gene Ontology annotation, molecular function: selenide, water dikinase activity; ATP binding. NCBI's taxonomy places the organism in Eukaryota, Metazoa, Arthropoda, Insecta, Coleoptera, Tenebrionidae.
GAAAAGUACAAUUGCUACAGUUGUUAAUAGUAAUACGACUCGUUUGCGCACAAUUAGAACUGAAUCAGUUGCAUUAGUCACAGAACUCAGAGGCCGUUGUAUAUUACUCCUAUUAUUAUAAUAGUCAUGUUAUAUAAUUCCUCUCUUCUACAAGUCCACUUUCAAUCAAUACUUUUUAUCGAAUUAAUCUCUAUGGGGCAACCAACAACACACGCCAUAACUGUCAACUGUCGAAAACAGUCAACAACAGUCAAAUAAUUGAAAUAAAACAUAGAGCGAGUGUUUUUUAACGGGUUAACCACGCAAUUUGAACGACCUGUUGGUUUGUUGUUGCAAAAGUCUGCCGUGUUUUUGCAAAAUUUUUGGAAAUCGUCAGUGGCAACGUUGGAAUGAAUCCGGCAACGUGCGUCGGGAAUUACUAUCUUUUGAGAAAUUGCAGCGCCUUCUCUGACCGUCUUCCCAAAGAGUCAGUGGCCCCAACCCCAUUGCUGUGCAGGUCACAGUGUGGCACUUACACCCCGGGGGCUCUUUUUUGCGUGGCUUGUUUGGGUUUUGUUUGUUUGAAAUCGAACCGUUGUUGAAAAUUUUGACAACCUCGUGAAUAGUUGCGCAUCGCGAACGGACCAAUGGGAUGGUUGCUCGGUUCUGGUCAUGCGCAGAACCGGUGGGCUGUGGAGGAAGAGGUAGCCAUUUUGUGAGCGUCGGUUGAUUGUUUGAGAAACGCUCUGUUGACGAGCUAGUGUUUUUAACACGCUAGUACCCAGCAUAAAGUUUCAAAGCCGGUAUGGGUGAUUACCAAGUGACUGGGGUCCAGCAGGAUGCGAUGGGGGCUGUCCAGCUGGAGCUGGGUGGAAAUCCGAAUGCUCUUGCUUUGCGGCGGCCUUUUGACCCUUUGGCGCACGACUUGGAGGCCAGUUUCCGGCUAACGCGCUUUGCCGACCUCAAGGGACGUGGCUGCAAGGUGCCCCAGGAGGUGCUCAACAAGCUGGUGGAGGGGCUCCAGCAGGACUACAACACGGCCGCCGAACACGAACAUGCCCACUUUAUGCAUAUGGCCAUACCCCGCAUCGGCAUCGGACUCGAUUGCUCGGUGACGCCGGUGCGCCAUGGGGGCCUGUGCUUGGUCCAGACGACAGACUUCUUCUACCCACUGGUGGACGACCCGUACAUGAUGGGGAAGAUCGCUUGUGCCAAUGUCCUGAGUGACUUGUAUGCCAUGGGGGUGACAGAGUGCGACAAUAUGCUGAUGUUGUUGGGGGUCAGUACGAAGAUGACUGAAAAGGAGCGAGAUGUUGUGAUUCCCCUAAUUAUGAGAGGUUUCAAAGAUUCUGCCCUGGAAGCUGGAACAACUGUAACAGGUGGACAAACCGUUGUGAAUCCCUGGUGUACGAUUGGUGGUAUUGCCACAACUGUCUGUCAACCGAAUGAAUAUAUCGUGCCGGAUAAUGCCGUUGUUGGAGAUGUGCUCGUACUCACCAAGCCACUUGGAACGCAAGUGGCCGUCAACGCACACCAGUGGUUGGACCAGCCCGAGCGCUGGAACCGAAUAAAGUUAGUUGUAAGUGAAGAGGACGUGCGUAAAGCGUAUCAUCGUGCAAUGGACUCGAUGGCGCGGUUGAAUCGCAUCGCUAGCAGAUUGAUGCAUAAAUAUAAUGCCCAUGGAGCUACAGAUGUGACAGGCUUUGGUCUGUUAGGUCACGCACAAACGUUAGCUUCGCAUCAGAAGAACGAGGUUUCGUUCGUUAUUCAUAACUUGCCCGUAAUUGCGAAAAUGGCAGCCGUAGCCAAGGCUUGCGGUAACAUGUUCCAACUUUUGCAAGGACAUUCGGCUGAAACGUCAGGAGGACUUUUGAUCUGUUUGCCGCGAGAACAAGCGGCCGCUUAUUGUAAAGAUAUAGAAAAACAAGAAGGUUAUCAAGCUUGGAUCAUUGGGAUUGUUGAAAAGGGGAACCGAACUGCUAGGAUUAUUGAUAAGCCUCGGGUUAUUGAAGUUCCGGCUAAAGAAUAAGUACAUUUCAAUAUUCCAAGUAUUGAUGUUUAUGACUGGCCGUUAAUUUUCUAGCUGCCUAGGUCAUAAGCGCUAUGAAUAACAGUUUCAACCUAAAGUCGUUUAUUUUCAAAUAUUUUUCCAAGAUGUUCAAAGAAGUGCAUGUUUAUGAAUACUAUUUUUGUUGUUGAAUACUGUUACCAUUCGCUUCUUGUAGUUUCAAUAUUUUCCCUUAAAGCAGUUUAUAAAGAUUUAUUUAGCUUUUGUUAUCAAAUUUAUUUAGUGAUGCAUUUUCCACUAAAACUAAUCUCAGAUUCUCGUUAGUAGACUAUGUAUCUUGUACAAAAUUUCGUUUCGUAUUUAUGUUUCGUCAUAGAGUUUUAGAAAUAGGUAAAAGUCGUAUUGGUAUUUUGUAUAAUAAUUUUUCAAAUAAUUAAGUAUUCUACUGACA